AAUCGACAAGUUACAAAACAUCAAUAUACAAAUUGACAAAUCACACAGUUACAAGUUACAAAUUGACAAGUUACGAAGUAAGAAUUUUGACCCCGUUGGCUUUCCAUAGAUAGCGGGUUGCUCUUCUUGCUAAACCGUCAGGUAAACAAAAAAUAUGCAUGGACUAUUUUUACAAACGUUUUGCGUACAAUCACCGGUUUCUUACUUAUCGGCUUGUUUACAUUGCACAUCUCUAAUUUAAAACGAUAACAUGCCUGCUCUUGGAUACUGGAAAACAAGAGUGCUUGCACAACCAAUCAGACUAUUACUGAAUUAUGUUGGAGAAGAGUUUGAAGAUGUGCAUUACUUGAUGGGAGAAGGUCCUGAUUUCAGCAAAGAAGCCUGGUUAUCUGUGAAACAAACACUGGGUCUCCCUUUUCCUGACCUACCGUAUUAUAUAGAUGGUGAAGUAAAACUGACACAGAGCAAUGCCAUCCUCAGAUAUAUAGCUAGAAAGUAUGAUUUGUUAGGAAGAACAACACAAGAGGUAAUAGACUGUGAUGUUAUGUUCGAAAAUGCUGUAGACUUUAGAAACGCUACCACAGCAGUUACAUAUAACCCUAACUAUGAAAAACUGAAAGACAAAUAUUUGGAAAAUUUACAGCCAAAGUUGGAGAGUUUUGAGAAUUUUCUCGGUGAUAAAUCUUGGUUUGCAGGGAACAGUAUUACAGUUUGUGAUUUCCCUAUAUAUGAACUACUUGAUGUACAUGAAGUCAUGUUUCCUAGAAUUUUGGACAAAUUUCCUAAUUUAACAGCAUUUACUGCCAGAUUUGAAGCUUUGCCAAACAUUAAGCAAUACAUGAGUUCUGAUAAAUUUCUAGCACGUCCUAUCAACAACAAAUGGGCUGGAUUUAUAGGAAACUGAAUUGUUUAAUCUGUACCGUGUGUUUUACACUAAAAGUGCUAUAACUCUGCUUGUGAAAUACAGACAUAUUGUAAUUAUCAAUGUUUUAUUAGCAAAUGAAUUGCAUUAAUCAAAUAGUAAUGUUGAUAUACUAGAGUCCUUCGUAUCACAUUGAUGUCAUAGACAAGGUUGGUUCAUUUAACCCAGAAAAUGCUUCAGACUCUUUUAUAACCCGAAUUUUAGAAGAAUGUUAUUUAUAAUUUUGCUUACAGUCACUGAUGAUAACGUUCGUAGCAGUUCUGUAUUAACACCCUUUGAAUGAAUUUUAACAAAGAUUUCUUUAAAGAUUUACUAUCAACACAAAACUCAUAAAUGGGAAAAAAUAUAUAAGAUUUUCCUUAAUUGGGAAUCGUGCACAUUCGCAUACGGCGAUUUAGAGUAGUUGUAUGAUUUUUCAACAUUUGAAACUAAUUUUUUUUUAGCUGGCAUCUGACAACCCUCAUCGGUCCUUUGAUUUCUAAUAAUUAUAAAAAAAAAUUUUGCAGGUACAUAUAAAAAAAGCAUCUUAACUCUAAUUUCCUUUGUUUUCUGUAUGAAUACAAUGUUAAUCAAUAGUCAAAAUGAUUUUGUAAUGAAUCUUGAAUAUAUAGAUGGCGUCUCCUUUUAUGUUGCAAAUGGUAUCUAAUCAUUUCAUAACGCGGUUCCCCAUGAUUGUUCCAGUGGUCAUUGCAUGAUCGUUCAAAUUAUUAUUGCAUGAUCGUUCAAAUUAUUAUUGCAUGAGCGUUCAAAUUAUUAUUGCAUGAUCGUACCCGUUGCCAUUCCAAGAUCGUUCCAGUGGCCAUUACAUGAUCGUUCAAAUUAUUAUUGCA
This is a messenger RNA of Mytilus californianus (California mussel), 1752 nucleotides long. RefSeq names its product glutathione S-transferase Mu 2-like. Gene Ontology annotation, biological process: glutathione metabolic process. Gene Ontology annotation, molecular function: glutathione transferase activity. The transcript is spliced from 7 exons. The record is from RefSeq and is a predicted model, not a curated record. Lineage: Eukaryota; Metazoa; Mollusca; Bivalvia; Mytilida; Mytilidae. Bases 251 to 904 code for a protein of 217 amino acids.